AUGGAAUGGGAUUCACGUGUAGUAUCGUCAAUACACGCGACUAUUGUUAGCAUUCUGUGUGUUACAGCGCUAGUUACCAAUGCUGAUCUGUGGUAUAAUCCAGCUAUAAGUGUAGCUCAUUCUGGUCUUAUGGCACUAUCGAUUUCCAUUGGUUACUUUUUAUGUGGUAAGUUUGAAGUUUUAUUUGAAGAAUAUCUUAUAAGUAAAUUUAAUUUAUGCUCUGCUGGAAAAUGA
Molecule: messenger RNA, 234 nt
Organism: Schistosoma guineensis
Lineage: Eukaryota; Metazoa; Platyhelminthes; Trematoda; Strigeidida; Schistosomatidae
Source: the annotation of a GenBank genome assembly